Messenger RNA from Pistacia vera, 615 nucleotides. Its product is annotated as triacylglycerol lipase 2-like. NCBI's taxonomy places the organism in Eukaryota, Viridiplantae, Streptophyta, Magnoliopsida, Sapindales, Anacardiaceae. The transcript is spliced from 5 exons. The record is from RefSeq and is a predicted model, not a curated record. Bases 1 to 615 code for a protein of 204 amino acids.
AUGGCAAAAUUCUGUGGGCUGUCCCUGCAAGCCUCUGCCCCUUCAUGUGGAGGAUCAAGUGUAAAAGUCAGAGUUGGGCCCAGAAUGGCCGUUGGGUUGAUUGGAAUAGCAGAGUUCAACCCAAAAGGGGAUCCUGCUGUUGAUAGUUUUCUCAGGUCAAUUUGCUCUUUUACUGGGCUUAACUGCAAUGAUUUAGUUACAUCACUUAGCGGAUUUAAUUGUUGUCUCAAUGCUCCAGCGAUCAAUAACUACCCGGAAAAUGAGCCUCAAUCAACAUUAACAAAAAAUCUGAUACACCUCUCGCAGAGUGAGUCUGUGAUUGCAAAGUUUGAUGGGUUUCUACCGUAUAAUCUAAGGCGUUACGAAGCAUUCAGACCGCCUGUUUAUAAUGUGGCCAACCUUCCAAGUGACCUUCCUCUGUUUCUGAGCUAUGGAGGCAAUGAUGCAAUUUCUGAUGUUGAAGAUGUUCAGUAUUUAAUUAAUAUUCAGAAAUAUCAUCUUGGAGAUAAGCUAAAAUCUUUGUUUGUAAAAGAUUACGGACACUUUGAUUUCAUUAAAGCUGUAAAUGCCAAGGAUCUUGUUUAUAAUGAAGUUGUAGACUUCUUUAAAAGUUAG